This is a messenger RNA of Linum trigynum, 1019 nucleotides long. The record is from the annotation of a GenBank genome assembly. Lineage: Eukaryota; Viridiplantae; Streptophyta; Magnoliopsida; Malpighiales; Linaceae.
CUUCGUCAGGACUCAAACAGUCGAAGAAUCCGAAGGUCUGAGUCCUACCUAGUUAUGGUCUCGUCAGAAAACUGCUGAAAUUUUUUCCACUUCCCUAACAAAAUUUCCUUUUCCUUUUCCGACUCUUACUUUGAUUUCUUCCCCUUUCCCCAGGAAAAAGUGACGAGCUUUCAAGUUCAAACUCCCCAAUAAAUAAAGGGGGAAAAAAUAGAACAGCCAAAAGAUUCAAACCCAACUUCAUACCACCAGCAGCCAAGGUCGCAACUUUUUUGUUCCCCCAAUCUAUUUGUUUCCAUGUAUGUUGUUCGCCAACCCUGUCAUUGUUUUGCCUUGCUUAGUAUUGGGUUUCCUCUGGUUUCAAGUUCCCAGCAUUCUAUCGCUUGUGCGUCGACAAAAUAGUGUCGGGAUUCUGAUUUCUCAGAGUGUUUCGGUUACGUGUUGGAGUAAAUACCUGACUGAAAAUUUGAACCCUUUGUUUCACCGUCUGUGUCUAUCUAUCUAUCUAUCUUCGCCCAUCAGGGUUCCUAGUUUGUUAAUGUCUACUUUUACGUGUCCUGCAGAAGCAUUAUUGAUCGACUAAGAUCACAAGUUCGAAAACUACAAUUCCUCUCUUCAAUGGGUGGGGUUCUAUGCUGCUUUGAUGUCGCUGAUAGCCCAACACAAGAUGAUAACGUCAACUACAGGGAGCGAUCUUCAGAGAAACCCAGCGCCCUUUUCAUGGAGCGUGGAAGCCAAAACAGAAUGUCUAGCAAGGAAGAAGGAGUAGAGGUUAUUUACCCCUCAAAGGCUACUGCUCCGGACUAUUACUUUCCCCCAUCAGGUGCAGUGGACGAGUGCCCCAUAUGCCUUGAAGAGUAUGAUAGCCAGAAUCCGAGGACUGACAUGCAAUGUAAGCAUUAUUUUCAUCUUCCCUGCGUACUGGAGUGGGCGCAGAGAAGUGCAGCAUGCCCAAUAUGCAACAAGGAGUUUGUAUUUGAUGAAGGAAACUGAAGAGAGAAUAAUAAAAAAGAGCCUACUCA